Molecule: messenger RNA, 861 nt
Organism: Ectocarpus sp. CCAP 1310/34
Lineage: Eukaryota; Phaeophyceae; Ectocarpales; Ectocarpaceae
Source: the annotation of a GenBank genome assembly
UCUCUCCAAGCCUUUGUUGCAGAUCAUCAGUUCUCACCCACGUAACCCCUUCGUGGUUCCAUGAUUUACAUGAUUUUACUGCAGUAUUCUACUCUUCUACCAGAGGAAGCCAUUGAUUGCACAGGUGACUCCUGGCGACAUCAGGCGGCCGACGGGGAGUGGAAAACUGAGCUCAGUUUUCCCGCGACCUGGGAAAGCUCCGACGCAGCCCCGAUAGUGUCCUUCGAAGGAUUUUUCUACGCAAUCGGCGACGUGGAGGUCAUGAUAUCUGGAAUUCCGACCUCGAUUGCUCCGGCCGUGGCCGAUUCGCUGUACGGCCGGAAUAUUGAACUGCUCUGGCUUGCAACCAAGAGGAUCCCGUCGUCAUGGAGGAGUAUUCUUGCGUGCUAUUCCAAGUGGGCUUUACGAACUACAGCCCAACGUUCGAUGUUAACAUGGCGCUCUUCCGGUUCGAAGGCCGAGUACCUUAGAGAGGAUGGAGCGUGGUACUCCUGGUUUACUGGGAGCGACGGCCAGCGGUACAACCUCACACACGUUUUCUUCACCACCGACUUUGACCAGCUACAUAUCGCCACGAUCCAGUCGGCCCGGAGUCUAAAUCUCGAGGCCGCUUCGCACAACCGCUACGUCAGAUUGUUGAUUCUCUGCAGCAACCAAGUGAACCACGAAGACGGGUACUUGAUUUUUCAGGUCGGGGGUCAGGACUUCGACGAGUCUUGUGACGACCACUUGGGUCUUUGCGUAGAUGACGACCCUGAUGGCGACACCGACAGCGGGGUACGCUGCGAAACCGGCAUCGGCAUAGCCUACGUGCUGACAUUCGUGGUGGGGAUGUUAUCACUGCUUUUGGUGCUCGACUAG